AUGUCGCUUUGUCAACAUUUCCUACGUGGGAAUUGUCGAUUUGGCAAUAACUGCCGAUUUUCACAUGUGACUCCUACUGAAGCACAAACAACCAGAUUUGCGUUCCGCUCACGCCCGGAACGACCUCAGAUUGAUCCUAUAUACAAGUAUGUUGCACCUGCAGCAGCAACCAAUACUAAGCAUUUCAAUGCUGAAUCUACGACCACGCGCAUCAUGAAAGAUGCUUCGAACUCUCCGAUAUUCAAAUGGGUUAAAGAGAACUUUCGUGAUGAACACAAAGCUAUAGAUAUAUUAAUACAAAUGCAAAAGGAAGCAAAGGUUUGGCUCAAGUCAAGUCUUUGGCGGUUUACAUCUCGAUCGCUCUUUCCUGGUGGACGAACAUUAGAACCUUGGAUUGAUUAUUCAUUUGAAGAAGUUAGAUGGUUACAUCGAUCUAUGAUCGAACAAUCUCAAGAACAUGUCUUUAAAAAACAAUACAGCGACUAUCUUGUAAGCACAGAACGUCAACUUGCUGGCUUAGCAAAAUCGAAUCUCGAGACUUUCGCUUCACUGAAAUCUUAUAUCGAUGAAUAUAUUCAAAGUGCUCAUAAACCGUCGGCAGUAUUAGCAAGUGACGUCGAUAUGAGAGAUGCUGAUAGCAUUUCGACGACGAGAUCCGACACAAACGCGGCUAUUUACACAGCAGAUCAUGAUUUACUUGCAGAAGAACGUGAAGCGUUCGAAAACGACCUGUUCGAAUUAGGACAAAUACCUGUUCAUGCUCCUCCGCAACGCUUUUGUUAA
Adineta ricciae is the source of this 783-nucleotide messenger RNA. NCBI's taxonomy places the organism in Eukaryota, Metazoa, Rotifera, Eurotatoria, Adinetida, Adinetidae. The record is from the annotation of a GenBank genome assembly.